AUGAAUCGAGGGCAUCAAGAAGAAUUGGGGUUAGGUCUUCGCGGUGACAAUGAGGAGAAUAACCAAGAUAACGUGAACAACCAAGAGAACUUGAAUUACCAAGAGGUUCACAUUAAUCUACCUUUGGUUGACAUUUUGCAAGGUAUCCCGAAGUAUGGUAAAUAUGUGAAGGAGGUACUGGCUAACCAGAGGAGGCUCACGGAGUAUGAAACGGUGGCACUUACUGAGGAGUGUAGCUCCAGAAUCCAAAAUAGACUGCCCAAAAAGUUAAAAGAUCCGGGUAGUUUUACUGUGCAGAUUACAAUUAGGCAAAGUGUUCAUGCCCGGGGGUUGUGUGUUUUGGGGGCGAGUAUAAAUCUUAUGCCCUUAUCAUUGUAUAGAAAACUUGGGUUGGGUAGUCCAAAACGAACCACUGUCAUUCUCCAACUCGCUGAUAGAUCCAUUACUAGGCCUGAGGGAGUGGUAGAAGAUGUGUUAGUACAAGUAGGUUCCUUGAUUUGUUCAGUGGAUUUUGUGGUCUUAGAUGUUAAACCCGAUUUUGAAGUCCCAUUCAUUUUGGGACAUCCGUUCUUGGCCACAGGGAGGACAUUGAUUGAUGUAGAAGCUGGACAAUUAAAUAUGAGGGUACAUGAAAAGGUUGAAGUUUGUAGACCACCUAGUAGUAUCGCAAUCAGUUGUGCCCGAGAUCCCUUAGAAAGAGUGUUAGUGGGUCAUGAGGUGGAUGGAGAUACUGAUGCCCAAGAGAUAGAAACAUGUUUGAAUCUGGCACUUGUGGAGACUCACAAGUGUAGAGUAGAGUCAUUAGAUCGUGAGUUAGGACCUCCACCAAAGCCUUCAAUAGAAGAAACUCCCAAGCUGGAGUUAAAAACUCUGCCUGCUCACCUCAGUUAUGCAUUUUUGGGUGCUAAUGAAACUUUGCAAGUUAUACUUUCUGCAGAGUUGUCUGAAAAACAGGUUGAUGCGGCAUUGAGGAUCCUAAAGCAGAGAAAGAAAACGAUUGGAUAG
Molecule: messenger RNA, 1005 nt
Organism: Solanum tuberosum (potato)
Lineage: Eukaryota; Viridiplantae; Streptophyta; Magnoliopsida; Solanales; Solanaceae
Exons: 3
Coding region: 1-1005 (334 amino acids)
Source: RefSeq, a predicted model, not a curated record